This is a messenger RNA of Solenopsis invicta (red fire ant), 816 nucleotides long. Its product is annotated as thioredoxin, mitochondrial. The record is from RefSeq and is a predicted model, not a curated record. Bases 175 to 594 code for a protein of 139 amino acids. The transcript has 4 exons. Gene Ontology annotation, cellular component: cytoplasm. Gene Ontology annotation, molecular function: oxidoreductase activity, acting on a sulfur group of donors, disulfide as acceptor; protein-disulfide reductase activity. NCBI's taxonomy places the organism in Eukaryota, Metazoa, Arthropoda, Insecta, Hymenoptera, Formicidae.
UGUACAAUUCUGCAAUAUGAUUGGUUCUUGCCCUUGGUUCCUGUCGCAUUUAAAUGUACGAACCAAUCGCAGAUCAAAGAAUCCGGAAUAGUUGCACGGCUGCUCUUUCUGUAAGCGCAGUCACUGAAUGUCGAUAGGUUAUCAGCGAAAUAUCGGAAACAAUUAAGCUAAAAAAUGCAGCGCCUGGGUAUUCAGACUAUCCGCACUAGCAGAGCUCUUCUGGGCAGUAGGUUGUACACCACUGCACCUGCGCAGGAGCAAGUGGUAUCUGCAGCCUUCAAGAUUCAGGAUCCCAAGGAUUUUCAUGAACGCGUAAUGAAUUCCAAAGUGCCCGUUAUCGUGGAUUUCUUUGCCACAUGGUGUAACCCAUGUCGUAUGUUGACUCCAAGAAUAGAAACAGUUGUUGCUGAGAAACAAGGGAAGGUAUUAUUAGCUAAAGUUGAUAUUGAUGAGAACACAGAUCUUGCUCUUGAUUAUGAGGUUGGAUCCGUGCCUGUGCUCAUCGCUAUGAAGGAUGGAAAGGUUCUAGAAAGGAUAGUUGGUCUUCAAGAUACCGACAAACUCAGACAAUUUGUUAACAAGUAUGCGGAGUAACAUAGUUAAAAAUUAUUAUGUAAAUUACCUCUGGUUGCAGUUUUUGUUAAUCCUUGUAUAGAGAAUUUUUACACGUUUCGAUAUCUGCAACUAUGUUUAUAGUAAAUUUUUCUUAGUUAUUGAGUAAAUGUAUCCAUGUAAAUGUAUAUAACAUAUUAUGCAGAAAAGAUUUCUCUCAACAUGUAGAUUUAAUAAAAGGUGUUUAUCAAUGGAUUACCAUAA